AUGGUCUGGACUCGACAGGCAGUCUCCAUCUGCCACGUGUACUUGAUGCUCUCCUCUCACGUCAUCCCCGUGUGCCAGGGCGCACGGCCAGCGGCCAGCUUGGACCAAGCCGACGUGGACCAGAAGAGCCAACAUGACGGUGUUCGGGUGCACCGCGCACACCUACUGGACGACGGCACUGGCUCCUCGCUCGAGAACAGCACCGAUGCUUGGGGGAAGAAAUCCGUCCCCAGUCCACCAGAGCCACCACUGCGGCGCAGCUAUUGCUGGAGCGAGGAUGACUUUGCCCAGUACGAUCGACGCAAAGCGCAGGUCGGCAAUGCUCUCACGGCUAUGGGGGUGCAGAAGACCAUGAUGGAUCCUCCCGGCUGCACUUUGCGGCGGCAGGAUGCGACAGUCCAUCGACAUGUCGGCGUCGUCACUGCUCCACUAGACCGGGGCUGGAUUGGCUUCAUCCAGACAUGGCAGAGUCGCAUUGAAACUGCGGCUCAGGUCGUUUCGUUGGUGAUCCGGGAGACCGCUCAGUACAUCCAAGUGGCGUCACAGGCCGCUGCGCCUUACUUGGGCCCCAUCGGGCUGGUCCUGACGGGCGUCUCAAUUGCUCUGCAACACAAAGAAAUCCAGGACCUCAAGCGGGAGCUUGCAAACCUGGACCCGCACUUGAACUUCAACGAACACCAGGUGAUCCAAUGCCAGAUCAAGCACGCUCGGUUGGGCCGCUUUACGACAAUCAUCUCCUUCGUCCAGGGCGUUAUUGCCACGACCGCCGGAGUCGCCACUGGCGGCGCGAGCGUGGCGGUCUCCAUCGCCCUCUCCAUCGGCUCAAGUAUGAGCAACCAUAUCCGUUCAAAGCAUUGCGCCGACCUGAAGAGGAGACUGGAAGCAAACUCUGCACACGCCGAAACUCUCUGGGAAGGUCUUGAGGACGUGACGAAUGAGCCAGGGAGCGAGUAG
Symbiodinium natans is the source of this 954-nucleotide messenger RNA. The record is from the annotation of a GenBank genome assembly. NCBI's taxonomy places the organism in Eukaryota, Dinophyceae, Suessiales, Symbiodiniaceae.